Molecule: messenger RNA, 306 nt
Organism: Ceraceosorus guamensis
Lineage: Eukaryota; Fungi; Basidiomycota; Exobasidiomycetes; Ceraceosorales; Ceraceosoraceae
Product: Sm-like ribonucleo protein
Exons: 3
Coding region: 1-306 (101 amino acids)
Biological process (GO): maturation of SSU-rRNA; mRNA splicing, via spliceosome
Cellular component (GO): sno(s)RNA-containing ribonucleoprotein complex; P-body; U6 snRNP
Molecular function (GO): RNA binding
Source: RefSeq, a predicted model, not a curated record
AUGGCGGACGCAUCUCCCAGCUCAAAUGGAGUAGUGACGGAAGGGGAUGGAACUGCGGGCGCGAUCGAGAGCGUACCAGAGGUACAGAAGGGCAGCCCCAAUGACUUUUUGAAGCACGUGAUCGGCAAACCAGUCGUCGUUCGCCUGAACUCAGGGGUGGACUAUCACGGCAUCUUGACGUGCUUGGAUGGGUACAUGAACAUUGCGCUGGAAGACACGACGGAAUGGGUAGAGGGCAGGCAGAGAAAUGCUUACGGUGAUGCGUUUGUGAGGGGCAACAAUGUGCUGUACAUCACCGCAGCUUGA